AUGGAGGAGCAAAGUAAAUCGCAACAGACGAAGGUAGUCACCGCCAAUAAGCUCCUGCCUUCCAUUCUCCAUGGCUCUUCACCUCUACUACCACCGGUACUAAACGGUUCUAAACCUAAGGAAGAGCCAGGGAAGGCACUAUUGUUGGAGUCAAUUGAAGAUGACUCCCUCUGGUACAACUACAUUAGGGUCACCAAAGAUGGCGAACUUCUUACAGAAGCCUGUAGGAUGUUCCCAAAUUACUGGAAAGUACAUCACCGAUGUGCGUUGUUUCAUCUAUUGCACAAACGGACGCGCCAAACUUUUGAAGUAUACACCGCAGCUGUCAAAAACAAUGAUGAUUACACGCUACAUGUAUCCUAUCUUAAGUUCCUAUACCAUAUGGCAUCCGUACACGAGUAUAUUGCGGCGCUAUUCACGGCACUCGACAAGGUCGGUUUGGACCUAAGAGCAGAUCCUUUAUGGAAGGAGCUGAUAACCGUGUUAGUGAAGAUAUACAACUGUAAGCUUAUGGAACGCAAUGUUCACACGGGAUUGUUGCCUAAUCUAUUUCCCUCGGAGUCGGUGGUCUCUUCAGCAGGUGGACCACUAUACCCUUCGGAGGCUGAACAGGUGGUGUUCCGUGGCGUGAACACGUUGGACAAGAAGGAACAGACAUAUCUGCAACUGUACAGUGAUGUCAACCACGUACGUAAGAUGUUUCAAAGGUGGCUAAAAACACCAACUAACAACCUCAAACAUGCUUGGGAUGGAUACUCCAUGUUCGAGAACAUCGUGAGCGCUGCAAACGUGCUGUGCACCAAACUACUCGCUGAUGCAAAAAUCGUAUAUGAAGCAUCAGUUGAAGUUUAUGAAAAACUAGCAUUGAUGUACCGCAAAGUACUACCAGCAAAACCGGCAUGUAAACGCCAAUUAAACGAAGAACAAAAAGCGGAACGAGACCGUUUAACCAACUGUUGGAUCGAUAUCAUAAAAUAUGAGGAGAUAAACCCUCUAAACCUACCAACCGAUGAAAUGGUAGAAAGAAUUGCAUUUACAUUUAAGGCGGCACUUACACCUCACGUCUUUUCUGCACGGCUAUGGUAUAUGUAUUUCCAGUUUUUACUGGCAAAUUCACAGCAAGACAAAGCUAUCUCCGAGUUAAAAAUUGCGUUAAAGAAUUUCCUUGGCGAUGACAGCAAAAUGCAAUUUGUGCUUGCUGCAUACCUAGACGAUCUCGGUUCCUCUGCAGAUGCGUCCAUCGAGUUCAAAAGGCUCGUUGAUAUUGGACUUAAACUUGUAGACGAGGGUGUUACCGAUAAGGAGGAUAUACACCUUCGGCAACUUCUGCAGUUCGAUGAGACAGGUGUCGUUGCCAACGUCCAACCAAUCAAACUCAUUCACUACCUUAACUACAUCCGGCGUAACAUGGGAUGUAUAAAGUGGCGUGAAGACCUACAUCUGCUACUGACUAAAGGGGAACUUCGCAGCUGGGAGCUUUAUUGGUACGCCGCAGAUACAGAACUUCGCUGUUUCCGUGAUCUGGAUGCCGCGGCAAAUAUACUAAACCAAGCACAACAUAGUAUGCCUUUUGACAUGUAUUACACCAUACUUCAUAUAAAGUUCCUACUUAAUAUGGGACGUAUGGUGGAUGCACGUGUUCUUCUAACUGAAAUUCUGGUUGGGGCUACUGUGGUUGGCGAAAACAAGUCAAAAUACACAGCACAGGAGAAAAUGGAGUUGUGGUACUUUUGGCUACACGCCGAAUACUUCUACGGGUCGAAAGCCCACUUUACACAAGUACAAUCGCUUUUCGUGCAGGAUAGAAUCGCCAACGAGGUUGGUCUCGAUACCUUCGCAGAAAAAUCCAAGCACGACGCACCGAUCAACGUCAGGCAGUUGUUCGGUGAUAUCGGACCCACUUUUGUGCAAACACACAUGGACUCCAGCAAACGAGUGGCUACGGAGGGUAUGAAUUCUGUUGUUGAGCUUCGACGACGUCUUUUCUGCGGUGGACUGGACUACGAUGAACUCGAUCCUAUAUUCAUGCUGGGUGAUCACCAGCUGGCUCCCAAGGUCGACGCUGCCAGUUCUACUCCCGCAUCGACAAUUGAGGCGAAAGUGAGCCCUUCGAAUUUCACCCGGCGAUCGGCAACUGAAGACGCUCAACGUUCUCAGCGGGUCUCCAUCGUGAGGCCGAACGUGUCUGACAUGUCAGCUCUGGACCCUGCGAGUAGCGGCGCACUCGAAGCUAUCGCGACUCUACAUGGCAGCAAGCGUCCGGUUCUUCCCGAAGAGGGAACUCCCAUCGAUGCUGUGGCUACACCUCCCAAGGUGCUAUUUGACCUUCUUCGUGUGUUGCCCACACCGUCUCGCCAUGGCGCAUUUCCUAAAAUGUAUGCAAACAGUGAUGCUGUCGAAUAUCUACUGCGUUCUCUUGAUAGCACCACCUUUGAACACGUACCGCUGAAUGACUAUGAACCGAUACCUGUCAAUCAGUUGCUGCACGUCAAGAGUGGCUCUGCGUCUGACGGUCCGUUGUUAGAGACAACUCUUGAAUCUGGCGUGGAAAACAGUGGAACGGAUCUUAACAGCGGUUUAUUUUCAAUUUUGCGUUUUCUUGAGCCGCAACCCCGCCGACGACGGCGCUCGUAA
Molecule: messenger RNA, 2634 nt
Organism: Babesia sp. Xinjiang
Lineage: Eukaryota; Apicomplexa; Aconoidasida; Piroplasmida; Babesiidae
Gene: rna14
Product: mRNA 3'-end-processing protein rna14
Exons: 9
Coding region: 1-2634 (877 amino acids)
Biological process (GO): mRNA 3'-end processing
Cellular component (GO): nucleus
Molecular function (GO): mRNA binding; protein binding
Source: RefSeq, a predicted model, not a curated record